AUGGAAACAUUUGACAUUAUAACACUGAUAGGAGCUAUUCUGUCGACUGUCUGUUGCAUUGGAACAGUCACAACGUAUUCCAGUUUUGGGGAUUUGCGGAAUAUCUCCGGGUUAUGUCUUAUCAACGUUUCGCUGGCACUGUUAACUCUAGCUAUCAUUUUCACUGCCACCUAUUUUCUUGUGAUCAGUGGAACAUCAUGUGUUACCAUUGCAAUCCUCCAACAGAUUUGCUGGCUCGGCUCCUUCACUUGGAUGUCACUUCAGGCCGUCCACAUGGUCCGCACGUUUGUCCUCACCAAUUGGCAAAUGCCUUUGGGACAUCCGCAGAACCGGCAGCAAUGGAUCAAGAUCAGCAUGGCACACGCCCUCAUGGGCUGGGGCCUUCCAAUGAUCUAUUCAGUGGUUCUUUUGUAUUUUCAUUUAUGUCGCGAUUGCUUGCCGGGUGGAGUCGAGUUUCGGUUAGGAAAAGACUCGAAUUCUACCAUAAAAUACUGUUGGCCGGGAAGCACAUAUCUUGGAAACCACCUCACAAUCGAUCCGAUGCUCGUUCUUCUUGCUUUCAACAUUGUGGCCCUCCUCAUUGUCAUGAUAGCAAUUAUCAAAAAACGAAUGAUGACGAGAAAGGUAGCCGGACGGGAUCUUAAAAAAGAGAUUGCUGUAAAUCUUCUUAUCUUGGCUAAGCUUUCCAUCUCCCUAGGAGCCACACUAUUGCCUGUCCUGCUCCAUCGUUUCCUUCAUCACCUAGUCCUGAUGCAGAUCCAUGUUCUCCUCAAUUCGUGGCUCGGUGUAAUCAUUUUCAUGCUUUUCUCCACCUCGCAGAGGAUCCGUCGACUUUGGAAAGGAAGAUUCCGAUGUCUGUGCCUCACGAAAGCAGAUACCAGUGAUCUUUACAGACUCCGAGAAUCGUCUGGUAGCGGAAAAAAGGACAUGACUGCUUGA
Lytechinus pictus (painted urchin) is the source of this 939-nucleotide messenger RNA. RefSeq names its product adhesion G-protein coupled receptor G6-like. The record is from RefSeq and is a predicted model, not a curated record. Gene Ontology annotation, biological process: cell surface receptor signaling pathway; G protein-coupled receptor signaling pathway. The transcript has 3 exons. The coding region runs from base 1 to 939 and encodes 312 amino acids. Lineage: Eukaryota; Metazoa; Echinodermata; Echinoidea; Temnopleuroida; Toxopneustidae. Gene Ontology annotation, cellular component: membrane. Gene Ontology annotation, molecular function: G protein-coupled receptor activity.